Trichoderma virens Gv29-8 is the source of this 1190-nucleotide messenger RNA. RefSeq lists its product as uncharacterized. Bases 213 to 827 code for a protein of 204 amino acids. Gene Ontology annotation, molecular function: RNA binding. The transcript has a single exon. Gene Ontology annotation, biological process: exon-exon junction complex disassembly. Gene Ontology annotation, cellular component: cytoplasm; exon-exon junction complex. Lineage: Eukaryota; Fungi; Ascomycota; Sordariomycetes; Hypocreales; Hypocreaceae. The record is from RefSeq and is a predicted model, not a curated record.
CACUGUGUUGCCUGAGUGCUGCUGCAUCGAACAUCGCCUGGCCAAUCCGUAGUUGUGCCUGAGAGGAUUAGUUUUAUGCCAUUGGAAGCCUGUGCAUCCGAGCCGUCAAUUCAACAGGCUGUGUGAUUGGGCACGGCUGAGUCACUGCGAAUCAAACAUCCUCGCUGCCUCACGACAUACCUUCUCAGAGCAUCGUGCCUGCAGCCUCGACAAUGGCACCCUCUACCACAAAUUCUGGUAUUACAACAGACGAGGCCAGCGGAGAGCGUCACAUUCCAGAGUCUAUUCGAGCCGACGGGAGCAAACGCAAGGCCAUCAAGAUCCGACCCGGCUACCAACCCCCCGAAGAUGUCCAGGUCUACAAGAAUCGUCCCGCAGAAGCCUUUCGGGAGCGAGGAAAGCGAAUAGGCAUACCUGGCGCUGCCUCGGCGCAAGAUGAGAAGCCAGACCAAGGCUCGGCCGCGAGCAAUAAGAAUGCGAAACGCCGAGAGGCCCGCAAAAAGGCCAAGGCGGCUGGCGACGGUGAGGGCGAGGCCAAGGAAGACACAAUUGCAGCUACGCAAGAUGGCCAGCCCAAGGUGGAAGAGGUUGAUCCUGAGGUUGAGCGCGAGAAAAAGGCUAGAAGUCUUAAGAAGAAACUCAAGCAAGCCAAGGAGCUCAAGAUGAAGAAGGAUGGAGGCGAAGGUCUGUUGCCCGAGCAGAUCGCCAAGGUCAUCAAGAUCAACGAACUCAUUCGCGAAUUGGAUGCCCUUGGCUUUGAUGCAGACGGCGAGCCGAAGACGGAGACGAAAGAUGGCGUAGCGGAGGGCAGCGAGAACAACAAAUGAAGGGCAUUUCUGCACGAGACAAUCCAAACAAGGGAACCCCGCCGUCCUCAGUCGAUACGUUUAAUACCACGCCAAUCACAGGAAGGGAGCUCUUUGCAGCUACAGUUGGAGGGAUCCUUCAAGUUUCGCCAGCCCAGAGUCCAGCGCGCAGGUUGAAGGCACAUUAUUGGGGAUGCCGGUUACAACGAGGGGCCUGGAGGGCUUCUACAGCUUUGAGACUUGGAGUAGCGGGGCAUUGAAAGAUCCCUGUACGUCUAUCCCAGGAGCAUGGGGUAGAUAAGGCUUUGAGAUAUGGUCCAUGUAUAUAAGACAUCUACGCGCCUACAACUCAUAGUACUCCAUACCUACACUGCCAUUAUGUUU